AUGGAGGCGAUGUUCCAGGUGCAGCCGGUGAACGUGGGGUAUUACAACAUGAAUGACAGCAGCAAGGUGGUGCGCCUCGUGGUGGAACUGCUCUUUGUGGCCGCGGUGGCGUGGAGCAUCGUGGAGGAGGUGAAGGAGAUGCUGUGGACGUGGAAGGUGCAGCGCCGCUCCUUCUGGCACUACGCGAGUAAGGGGUGGACGUGGGUGGACUGGCUCUCCAUCGCUCUCCAGAUCACCACCAUCGCCAUCUGGAUAUCAGUGGCGGUGAUGCGAGCACAGGGGUUCACCAUCCAGCCUCACUAUAACAUCUACUACACGCUCGACGACAACCCGCGCUACUGGUCGCUGCCCAACCCACCCGUGGGCUAUCAGGCGGCCAUGUCAGCGGUGGACACGCUUGGCUUCAUCACCAACCUCUGGGGCGUCUACUUCGCCCUUCAGGGCAUCAAGUCAGUCUUGCUUCUCCUCUCCCAUGCCCCUGCGUCUCGGCAGGGUCGUUUCGGGUUGGAUUGA
This is a messenger RNA of Closterium sp. Yama58-4, 513 nucleotides long. The record is from the annotation of a GenBank genome assembly. Lineage: Eukaryota; Viridiplantae; Streptophyta; Zygnematophyceae; Desmidiales; Closteriaceae.